GAAGAAUUCUACCCAGGCACUGUUUAGCAGUACUCUGUAUCAGAAGCUCCUCCCAGUCCCAGCUAGCUCAUCGAUCGCCAUGGCGCAGGCGGAGAGCGAGCGCAUGCGCGUGGUCAUGUUCCCGUGGCUGGCGCACGGCCACAUCAGCCCGUACCUCGAGCUGGCCAAGCGCCUCAUCGCCAGCGCCUCCAACGACCACCACCUCGACGUCGUCGUCCACCUCGUCUCCACGCCGGCCAACCUCGCGCCCCUCGCGCACCACCAGACGGGCAGGCUCAGGCUCGUCGAGCUCCACCUGCCGGCGCUCCCUGACCUCCCGCCCGCGCUGCACACCACCAAGGGCCUCCCCGCCCGCCUCAUGCCGGUCCUCAAGCGCGCCUGCGACCUCGCCGCGCCACGCUUCGGCGCGCUCCUCGACGAGCUCAGCCCGGACAUCCUCGUCUACGACUUCAUCCAGCCGUGGGCGCCGCUCGAGGCCGAGGCACGCGGCGUUCCGGCGGUCCACUUCGCCACCUGCGGCGCCGCCGCCACGGCGUUCUUCAUCCACUGCCUCAAGACGGACCGGCCACCCAGCGCCUUCCCGUUCGAGAGCAUCAGCCUCGGCGGCGCCGACGAGGACGCCAAGUACACGGCGCUGGUCGCCGUCCGCGAAGACAGCACCGCCCUCGUUCCCGAGCGCGACCGCCUGCCGCUCAGCCUGGAGCGCUCGUCCGGGUUCGUGGCCGUCAAGACUUGCGCUGACAUCGAACGCAAGUACAUGGACUACCUGUCCCAGCUCUUGGGCAAAGAGAUCAUCCCCACCGGCCCUUUGCUCGUCGACUCCGGUGGGUCGGAUGAGCAGCGCGACGGCGGCCGCAUCAUGCGGUGGCUCGACGGCGAGGAGCCAGGCUCCGUGGUGUUCGUCUCCUUCGGCAGCGAGUACUUCAUGUCGGAGCUCCAGAUGGCGCAGAUGGCGCGCGGGCUGGAGCUCAGCGGGGUGCCCUUUCUAUGGGCGGUGCGGUUCCCGAACGCAGAGGAUGACGCCCGCGGCGCGGCGAGGUCCAUGCCGCCGGGGUUCGCGCCAGCGCGCGGGCUGGUGGUGGAAGGGUGGGCGCCGCAGCGGCGCAUCCUGUCGCACCCUUCCUGCGGCGCGUUCCUGACCCACUGCGGGUGGAGCUCAGUGCUGGAGUCGAUGGCGGAAGGGGUGUCGAUGGUGGCGCUGCCGCUGCACAUCGACCAGCCGCUGAACGCCAACCUCGCGGUGGAACUGGGCGCGGCGGCCACGCGCGUGAAGCAGGAGCGGUUCGGGGAGUUCAGGGCGGAGGAAGUGGCGCGGGCGGUGCGCGCGGCUGUGAAGGGGGAGGAAGGGGAGGCGGCGAGGCGCCGCGCGAGGGAGCUGCGGGAGGUGGUGGUGCGGAACAACGGCGACGGACGGCAGAUCGCGACGGUGCUGCAGAGGAUGGCGCGGCUCUGCGGCAAGGGCCAGGCCGUGCCAAAUUAGUGGGCUUUUUAAAGUGGUUUUGGUUGAAAAUGAAAGAAGGAAGUCCAUUUCUCACCCCGAAAUGCGCCUGACGGAACAACCCCCGAACUCUAUUUGAGUACAACGGUACAGUUUUGAAUUUGACCCCAAAUGUACACCGCCGGUUAAAUCUCUCCCAAAGACCGUGCUUGAGAUGGGUGUAAAAUGGAGCAACAUGGAGGUGUUUUGUUUAUCGGUGUAACUUACGGAUCCGGCUUGCCUGCUCCCUUCCCAUGCUUCCAUCCGUGCUCCCAUUUCAUCCUAUGGCUGUCUUUUUUUUCCUUUUUCUAAUUUAGUCA
Triticum dicoccoides is the source of this 1797-nucleotide messenger RNA. RefSeq names its product UDP-glucosyltransferase 29-like. Gene Ontology annotation, molecular function: UDP-glycosyltransferase activity. The transcript has a single exon. The record is from RefSeq and is a predicted model, not a curated record. The coding region runs from base 80 to 1480 and encodes 466 amino acids. Lineage: Eukaryota; Viridiplantae; Streptophyta; Magnoliopsida; Poales; Poaceae.